Molecule: messenger RNA, 1318 nt
Organism: Venturia canescens
Lineage: Eukaryota; Metazoa; Arthropoda; Insecta; Hymenoptera; Ichneumonidae
Product: pancreatic triacylglycerol lipase-like
Exons: 4
Coding region: 81-1160 (359 amino acids)
Biological process (GO): lipid catabolic process
Molecular function (GO): triacylglycerol lipase activity
Source: RefSeq, a predicted model, not a curated record
UUUCAGCGACGUUUCGUGUUUGUGAAAUACUCUUGAAUUGUUCCGUAGUUUGUGACAGAAACACGACGAAGACGUACACCAUGGGACGAGGGAUCAUUGGAUUUUUGGUUCUCGGGUUCAUGCAAUUGAAUUUUGCUGCGAGAAGUGCCAAUCGACUUCUUCCAAUGGACAGAAGUUUUCAAGAAGGUUUGACGGACGACAUGAGACACGAGUCAUUGAUAAAUUCGCUGUUGCUCAUGGACGACGAUCGUACUAUUUUAUCGACUGUACUGUAUCCACCAUUCUCUCCCGGGAGGGAUGUGUCUUUCAAUCUUUUCACGAGAGAAAACAGCGACGAAUCUUACCUUCUGCAACUCGAUGAUACGGAAAACUUGCGAAUUUCCUCUUUCAAAGCGGACAAACCUACCAAAAUUCUCAUUCACGGAUGGAUCGAUAGCGCGAAUACUUAUUGGCUCGUAGAUAUGAGAAAAAAUUAUCUCGCUGCUAGCGAUUGUAACGUUAUUGUGGUCGAUUGGAAUGCAGGAUCCAGCAAGGCAUAUUUAGCGGCUGCUCAUCUGACACGACAAGUGGGUGAACAGCUCGGCGAUUUUCUCCAGUACCUUAAAGCUGAAGGAAACCUUUCAUAUGCGAACGUGCACAUGCUUGGUCACAGUCUGGGUGCGCAUGUUGCUGGUUACGCGGGUGCAUCGGUUCCGAGUAAAAUCGGACGUAUUACGGGUCUGGAUCCGGCGAGGCCAGCGUUUGAAGUACCGAUACUGAAAGGACGGAAGGAUCGUUUGGAUUCGAGUGACGCUAGUUUCGUUGACGUCAUUCACAGUUGCGCUGGCACCGCCGGUUUCGUUAGACCCAUCGGACAUGCGGAUUUUUAUCCAAACGGUGGAAGUUUCAGGCAACCAGGGUGCUCUGCAGUCUCCUCACAAUACUGCAGUCACGGAAGAUCGCAUCAAUUCAUGGCGGAAUCGAUCGUUGGUACCAAAGACUUCAUCGCUUUCAUGUGUGAAAGUUGGACUGACUUUAUGGCCGGAAAGUGCGAUGGGAACAUGGUGACGACGAUGGGCGAAUACAUUAGUAAUGAGGCGCACGGAAAAUAUUAUUUGGAGACGAAUCCCGAGAAGCCCUUCGCUAAAGGAAUGCCAGGGGUCGAUUUCCAGACGUCGUAGAAAUGCGGUAUUCAUGUCCUAAUGAUGUUUCUUUCUCGAACAUCAUUAUUUCAUUAUUCUGAUUUCGAUAGCCAAGUAAUUUGAGCAAUGACGAUAUACAGCUAACUUUUAGCGCGUUAUUUAGCGGAAAAAUAAAAUGAAGCUUCGAAGUCGUUGAA